Messenger RNA from Pestalotiopsis fici W106-1, 903 nucleotides. RefSeq lists its product as uncharacterized. NCBI's taxonomy places the organism in Eukaryota, Fungi, Ascomycota, Sordariomycetes, Amphisphaeriales, Sporocadaceae. The record is from RefSeq and is a predicted model, not a curated record. Bases 1 to 903 code for a protein of 300 amino acids. The transcript has 3 exons.
AUGGAGCCUGCUCAAAGAGUCCAGAAGCAACCACAGCAAGGUUUCUUUGGAAACCCUCUUCGAAUUGCCAUUCCUAUACUCAUUGGAUUGUUCUUUACGCGAUCGCCAUACAUGAUGUCGGCCACUGCUCCAUCAGAAGGCAAGCCCUGGGCUGACACCCCAAUCAAGCUGAUCACGACACCGCAAUAUGAGACCAAGCAGACGGACAUCUUUACCACUGGGGCGAGUCACAUGGCUAUGCUUCAUAAUUCAAUCUUCCGAGGAUACAAUUCAAUCUAUAACCAAGCCCCCCACGUCCAGCCGACCGACAAGAGCGACUUCAUUGGCUACGCCCUGACCUGGCACAAAUUUGUUGCCUCGCAUCAUGACGAUGAAGAGGCCAACUUGUUUACCAAGGUGGAGGAAGUGCUCGGCGCCAAGGACAUAUGGUCCGAGACACUAAAGGAGCACGAGGCUUUCCUCGGCGGACUCGGCGAAUUCCAAAAGUACCUGACCUCGCUUCCGUCCGUAUCCGACUUUGACGGCGCCGCGCUCCAAAAGAUCAUGUCUGGUUUCCAGGAGCCAUUCGAGCAUCACUUUCACCACGAGAUCGCGACGAUUGCAGCCCUCAAGGACCACCCGAAUGCGCCCAAGCCCGGCACGCCCGAGGAGGCCGCAGCGUCGGCCACGUUCAAGACCUGGGGCAAGACUACCGUGACCAAGGCCGGCACCCUCGACGUCGUUCCCUUCUUCCUUCUCAACCUUGACGGCACGGUCGAGGACGGCCUGUGGGCCAACUGGCCGCCGAUACCAGCUCCCAUCAAAUGGGGUCUCACCAACAUUGGAGGUUCGUGGCACAGCGGUUGGUGGAAAUUCAGCUCUUGCUCGGGCGGCCAGCCGAAACAACUAUACGCCCUGCAAUAA